AAAGUUUUCGCGCCAAUUAUUUUUAACUUGUCAACUUGUUUUAAACUGCAUAUGUUUUGUGCGUUAUAGAUUAAAAUAUAAAGUUUUUACUUAAACAACCUUAUUAUUGAUUUUUCUCAUUAAACAAUCAUUUGAAAUGGCUAUGCGUGAUUAUGUUGCAGAUAAGGAAUCCUUCAAGAAUUUUUUUAUUGAUUUUUGCCAGACUGAUGAUGAAGGACAUAAAAACUUUAAAUACGCAGAGCAACUUACAAAAGUUGCUCAUAGGGAACAGACAGCUUUUAUUGUGGACUUAGAUGAUCUCCAUGAAGUUAAUGAGGAAUUGGCUGAAGCUGUAAAGUCAAAUACUCGUCGGUACACUAAUAUGGUCUCCGAUGUUGUGUAUGAAAUGUUGCCAGACUAUAAGCAUAAAGAGGUGGCUUCUAAAGACUCAUUAGAUGUGUACAUUGAACAUAGAAUUAUGUUGGAAGCACGAAAUCAUAGAAUUCCAGGAGAGAUGAGAGACCCAAGAAACAGAUAUCCUCCAGAGCUUAUUAGGCGAUUUGAGGUGUAUUUUAAGGAUAUGGCAACUUCCAAGUCCAUACCAAUUAGAGAAGUAAAAGCAGAACACAUUGGCAAACUUGUUACAGUAAGAGGUAUUGUGACCCGAUGCACGGAUGUGAAGCCUCUUCUAGUGGUGGCAACGUACUCGUGCAGUGCUUGUGGCGCGGAAACGUACCAGCCGGUCCGUGCGCUGCAGUUCACGCCGCCGCCUGCCUGCUCGGCUGAUGAGUGCCGCCUUAACAAGACCGCAGGACAAUUGCACUUGCAAACCAGAGGUUCUAGGUUUCAAAAAUUCCAGGAAUUGAAAAUUCAGGAGCAUUCAGACCAAGUGCCAGUGGGGCACAUUCCGCGACAGCUGUCGGUGUACUGCCGCGGCGAGACGACCCGUCGCGCGCAACCUGGGGACCACGUGGCCGUCAGUGGAGUCUUCCUGCCGCUUUUUAGCGUUGGCUUCAAGCAGAUUGUGCAGGGGCUGCUCUCGGAUACAUACCUUGAGGCUCAUAGUGUGACUUGCCUGAACCAAAGUGAUGAGAACGAGAUUUCUGAAGCCCUCACUGAGGAAGAGUUGGCAGAGUUGUCUGAGGAGGAUUUGUAUUCGAGAAUGGCGCAGAGCUUGGCGCCAGAGAUAUAUGGCCAUGAGGAUGUGAAGAAAGCACUACUACUGCUGCUUGUGGGCGGUGUUGACAAGCGGCCUAAUGGCAUGAAGAUUCGCGGUAACAUCAAUAUUUGCUUGAUGGGUGACCCGGGAGUGGCCAAGUCUCAGUUGCUGAACUACAUCGACCGUCUCGCGCCACGCUCUCAGUAUACCACUGGACGCGGCUCUUCCGGCGUCGGUCUCACAGCUGCCGUUAUGAAGGAUCCGUUUACUGGGGAGAUGAUGUUGGAAGGAGGAGCUCUAGUUCUGGCUGAUCAGGGCGUGUGUUGUAUCGACGAGUUCGAUAAGAUGGCAGAAAUUGACCGCACAGCUAUACACGAGGUCAUGGAGCAGCAAACUAUUAGUAUCGCAAAGGCGGGUAUAAUGACAUGUCUGAAUGCCCGCGUGUCGAUAUUGGCGGCGGCGAAUCCCGCGUACGGAAGGUAUAAUCCGAAGCGUUCCAUCGAGCAGAAUAUACAGCUGCCAGCAGCGUUACUGUCUCGGUUCGAUCUGCUGUGGCUCAUUCAGGAUAAACCCAAUAGGGAUAAAGACUUAGAGUUGGCAAAGCAUAUAGCGUACGUACAUCAGCACUCGCAGCAGCCGCCGACGUCGCGGCGAGCGCUACCCAUGCGGCUCGUUCGCCGCUACGUCGCACUCACGCGCCGCAAGCAGCCCACCGUGCCGCCGCAUCUCGCCGACUACAUCGUCUCGUCGUAUGUCGAGAUGCGUCGCGAAGCACGUAACGCGCGGGAUGUGACGUUUACGUCCGCCAGAAAUCUGCUCGCUAUACUGCGUUUGUCGACAGCAUUAGCACGUCUCAGGUUAUCUGAUGUGGUGGAAAAGGAGGAUGUGUCGGAGGCGAUCCGCCUUGUGGAUAUGUCGAAACAAUCUUUACAGCAUGUCGAAGAUAAUGUUCAGAGGGGCAUAAGUUCUAUGGACAGAAUCUUCGCGAUUGUGCGCGACCUGGCCGGCUCGAGCCAAACUGUAAAAAUUGCGGACGUAAUUGAGAGAUGCGUGGACAAAGGAUUUAAACCUGAUCAAGUGGAUGCGUGCAUCGAGCAAUAUGAAAACUUGAAUGUAUGGCAAGUAAAUCAAGUUCGGACGAAGAUUACUUUUAUGUGAAUCCAUGUGUUUGAUCCUAUUUGUAAGAAAUCAGUACUUGAAGUGAAGUUUUUAAUUUACUUUUAAUUUUUCUAAACACAGUACAAGCUAUACAUUUUUUUUUUGCGUUAGGCAAAACUUCGCUCCGGGUACUGGGUUUUUGAUUUGAAAGGCCAUCAUUUUUUAGUGGAAUCUCAUAUCAGAAACUAAAAUAAAUUGUGCCUGUACCUUGUGUAAAAUACAAUUGUGCCUGAUGUUUACUAUUUUGAGUGAAUAAUACAUAAUAUUCUUAAUAUAACUGAUUAAUAAGGUGUAUUUUGAUGAAUAAAAAUGUUUUAAUUAUA
Galleria mellonella (greater wax moth) is the source of this 2619-nucleotide messenger RNA. It is a transcript of the gene Mcm7, whose product is annotated as DNA replication licensing factor Mcm7. Bases 137 to 2296 code for a protein of 719 amino acids. Gene Ontology annotation, molecular function: ATP binding; single-stranded DNA helicase activity; ATP hydrolysis activity. The transcript is spliced from 16 exons. Lineage: Eukaryota; Metazoa; Arthropoda; Insecta; Lepidoptera; Pyralidae. Gene Ontology annotation, biological process: DNA replication; double-strand break repair via break-induced replication; DNA strand elongation involved in DNA replication. The record is from RefSeq and is a predicted model, not a curated record. Gene Ontology annotation, cellular component: nucleus; MCM complex.